GAUGGAUUAUUUAUAAGAGAAGGGUUUUUUUUAAGAAGGGGAUCCAAAUUGUAAGAAAACGAAACUUUGGAUAACCUCCAAUCCUGAUAAAGAAACAAAUGGGCGCUCCAAGCUUCCGAUAAAAUCUAAUGGCUCGACGAAGCAUCCACACGACGGAGCUAGGCUGCAUCGCCUGCGACGAUCUAUCAUACCUCGGUGCCGGCAAGGAGGGUUGGCUCGUCGGAAACCCUAAUCUCCUCACUGCCCUCGAUACUCAUUCCAUCGCAUUGGCUAACCGCUCAAUUAUCCUCCUCAUCCACUGGCUCGGCGGCGGCGAUGCGGACUCCAAGAUCGUGCCCGACCUCUCUCCGAUCGAACCCGAGUACAUCUCCGCUCUGGAAUGGUUAGUGUUUGGUGAUAUCAAAGUAAUUGCGGUCGGUACCUCUUGUGGGUCUUUGCUGAUUUACUCUCUCCGCGGAGAUCUCAUUCACAAACAGUUAGUACACACUGGAAGGAUCUUUAAAUUGAGGGUUCGCGGAACUAAGAGAGACCAGAUGCAAGAGACUUCGUUAGAGGAAGUCUGUGUUGUUAUGCCGGGCACUGUUGCCCGCUUUGAGGGAUCUGAUAUUCAGAGAAUGCUUGAAAGAUGGUUUCAAGAAAGGUACUCUGGGUCAUGGGAUUAUCCAAAUAACAGAGGUUCAGAUGAUUAUGGGGAUUUUUUUGGAAGGCUUCCCUACCAGUUAUGGAAUGUUAACAAAUAUGGAUCCUGUGUUGAUGCUGCUAUCACAGGUGUAAUGCCCCCUCCGCUCAUGGAACUCCAGCUGCUUUUAUUGUUGGGCAGUCAAGUCAGCAUUAUUACUGUGCAGUCACCGUGGGAGAUAAUGCUGUGAUUUCUGCAUAUAGACUUUCAGUGGAUAAAAGCCGAUCAAUUGUGGGGGCUAUUCUGUCUAAAGUAGUACCUGCAACAUUUUCAACAAUAACUUCUAUCUCGAGAUUGUUUUGGCGAAAAGCACUUCUCUUCAUCUCCUCAAUGGUAUGAAUUUAUUUGCAUUAUGUCACAUUGAUGAUAAAUUUUAUGCUCCCUCCACCUCAUUGGGGUUUUCCAACUUCCAUUAACACGGAGGAGAUUGGAGAAGUGUAUGUUGAGUUUUGUUUGAAUUUUAUACUCCCUCCGUCCCAAUAACAAAUUCUCUGCUACUAUUCCGGGGUCACUAUACCUUUUGACUUUUGCUACUUAUGCAUUUUUAGUGAUCAUUUGAUAAUAUAACAUAGUUGUGUCACCUCUUAUUUUGUAGAGUUUUCGAUGUAGUUUUUUAAACAAAUGAAAUGAAUUAAAAAGAACAUUUUACCUUGUAAACUGCAAUACGUAUUUCCUUUACGAACAGAGGGAGUAGACCACAGUUUUUUUGUAAAAGAAAACUGUUUUUUUUCUGUGUCACCCCCAAAAGGAAAGAUGGAAAGUCCAGUGGGACGAGGGAGUAUAUAAUUAGGGCAGCUUUGGUAAAUUUAUGUUUUGUGUUCUCUGUACUAAAAACAUUGUUUAUAG
Cuscuta campestris is the source of this 1525-nucleotide messenger RNA. NCBI's taxonomy places the organism in Eukaryota, Viridiplantae, Streptophyta, Magnoliopsida, Solanales, Convolvulaceae. The record is from the annotation of a GenBank genome assembly.